GAGAGAGAGACAGAAAAGGAGAGAGAGACAGAAAAGGAGAGAGAGACAGAAAAGGAGAGAGAGACAGAGAAGGAGAGAGAGAAGAAGAGAGAGACAGAGAAGGAGAGAGAGACAGAGAGACAGCACAUGCAGACCCAGGUUAGUCUGGAGGUGGUUCAGUACCAGUCUGUAGCCACCAGUCCCAUGACCCCACCCCAGGGGGCUGGUGCCGACGCCUUCCCCUUCCCAGCAGCCUCUAGGAGUCUAAAGGUGGUUCAGUGCCAGUCUGUAGCCACCAGUCCCAUGACCCCACCCCAGGGGGUUGGUGCCGACGCCUUCCCCUUCCCAGCAGCCUCUAGGAGUCUAAAGGUGGUUCAGUGCCAGUCUGUAGCCACCAGUCCCAUGACCCCACCCCAGGGGGCUGGCGCCGACGCCUUCCCAUUCCCAGCAUCCUCUAGGAGUCUAAAGGUGGUUCAGUGCCAGUCUGUAGCCACCAGUCCCAUGACCCCACCCCAGGGGGCUGGUGCCGACGCCUUCCCCUUCCCAGCAUCCUCUAGGAGUCUAAAGGUGGUUCAGUGCCAGUCUAUAGCCACCAGUCCCAUGACCUCACCCCAGGGGGCUGGCGCAGACGCCUUCCCAUUCCCAGCAGCCUCUAGGAGUCUAAAGGUGGUUCAGUGCCAGUCUGUAGCCACCAGUCCCAUGACCCCACCCCAGGGGGCUGGCGCCGACGCCUUCCCAUUCCCAGCAGCCUCUAGGAGUCUAAAGGUGGUUCAGCAGCACUCUGUAGCCACCAGUCCCAUGACCCCACCCCAGGGGGCUGGCGCCGACGCCUUCCCCUUCCCAGCAGCCUCUAGGCCGGGUGCGGAGACUAAGGACGCAGAGCUGCAGGUGGUGCACCAGGUGGAGUUCCGUUCUGUCGCCACUGCACCCAUGACUCCAAAAAACAACAACAGCCCCACCCUCCUCUCUGCCUUCCCAAAGCUCAGCAGGAGAGAAGGGGAGGAGAGGACGGAGGAGAGGAGAGAGAAUGAGGGGAGGGACGAGAGGGAAACUACAUCGGACCCUGUUGUAGUUACUCCUCGUCUGAUGUUAGCUCCGGUACUGAAAUGUAGCGCUCCGAAAGAGGAGGUGGCUGAAGAGACAAAGUCUCAGUCCAACAUCCCUCCAGAUAGCUCUGUUUACUCAGAUCCUCAGACUGACGGAUUCUGUCAUAACUACGCUGGUGAUCCAGAGGAGGUUAAAAGGAGAGGGCGACAUGGGGCGACUGGGGACACUGUCGAUCAAGAGAUUACCAUUCUGGUCACCCAGCAUGACGGCAUCGGAGUUGUGGAAGAAGAGGAGGAGGAAGAAGAGGAGGAGGAGAGAAGGGAGGAGAUGAUGUCAUUUAUUCACUCCACUGAGCCUGAGGCGUCUGUGGAGGUAGACAACAUGGAGGGGGUGAAGGUCGUUCCUCCGGUGCCCCAAAACAGCCUGGACGAUGGGAGAAGUGAUGACAUAGCUCAACCAGAAAGCGCAGAGACGGUCAUGAACCCCCACUCACACGGAAACAGACAGGAAGAUUCUCUCCCUCCUUCCGGUGAAGACAUCCGAACGGAAACGAAGCAGAUGACAUCACCACAAUCUCUGACUAAAAACAAGCACCCUGAACAAAUAGGAGAGGAAUCGAAGCUCCGCUUUAGUGAGGAGCAACCCAACCAGACAGAACAGCACAGCCUAGUGGACAGGAGUGGAACUGCCCAACCCAUCCAGACAGAACAACACAGCCUAGUGGACAGGAGUGGAACUGCCCAACCCAUCCAGACAGAACAGCACAGCCUAGUGGACAGGAGUGGAUCUGCCCAACCCAUCCAGACAGAACAGCACAGCCUAGUGGACAGGAAUGGAACUGCCCAACCCAUCCAGACAGAACAACACAGCCUAGUGGACAGGAGUGGACCUGCCCAACCCAUCCAGACAGAACAGCACAGCCUAGUGGACAGGAGUGGAACUGCCCAAACAGAACAACACAGCCUAGUGGACAGGAGUGGAACUGCCCAACCCAUCCAGACAGAACAGCACAGCCUAGUGGACAGAAGUGGAACUGCCCAACCCAACCAGACAGAACAGCACCACUCUGUAGCCUCCCACCCCAUCACCCCAACCCAGGGAGUCGGCACCAACGCCUUCCCCUUCACAGCAUCCUCUAGGUGUCUGGAGGUGGUUCAGUACCAGUCUGUAGCCACCAGUCCCAUGACCCCUCCCCAGGGGGCUGGCACCGAUGCCUUCCCCUUCCCAGCAGCCUCUAGGAGGACGGGUGCGGAGACUAAGGAUGCUGAGCUGCAGGUGGGCCAGCAGGUGGAGUUCCGUUCUGUCUCCACGGCACCCAUGACUCCAAAAACGGCCCCCGCCACCCCCACAGCCUUCGCAGAGCUCAGCGAGAGAGAGGGGGAGGAGAAGAAAGAGGUGAGCGAGGGGGAGGAGAAGAAAGAGAAACGAGAGAGGGGGGAGAGUACAAAAGAGACGAAGGAGGACAGAAGGGAAGAGAAAUCUGAAGUGAAAGUGAAAGAGGUUGAGGAGCAGACAAAGCAAGAGGAGAGGUCAGACGAGCCGGUGCAGGAGGUGAGGUGGGACGAGAAGGGGAUGACAUGGGAGGUGUAUGGAGCGGUGGUAGAGGUAGCCGUCCUGGGCUCAGCCAUACAGAAACACCUGGAGAAGCAGGUUGAGAAGCUCAGAAAGCAUCCCUCCCCUGGCCUGCCUCCUCCCCUCAACCCAGCCGCCAUGCCACUGCCCAGUACCCCUCCUCCCCUAAACCCAGCCGCCAUGCCCCUGCCCUCCACCCCUCCUCCCCUCAACCCAGCCGCCUUGCCCCUGCCCUCCACCCCUCCUCCCCUAAACCCAGCCGCCAUGACCCUGCCCUGUACUCCUCCUCCCCUCAACCCAGCCACCAUGCCCCUGCCCACCACCCCUCCUCCCCUAAACCCAGCCGCCAUGCCCCUGCCUUCCAACCCUCCACCGGCCUCUGGGACCACCCAGGGAUUGUUGGGUAAGGGCUUGGCCUGGAAGAGAGGGGAGCGGGAGGGGAAGAGAGGCAGGCGCCGGAGGAACCCUUUCCGUUUGCUGUUGAAGAACAUGCAGCAGCCCAACUGUUGCUCCCGAACUCAUUCUACUGAGUGACACUGCAGGAGCAUCAUCCAUUCCCUCCUUCCUCGCCCACUGGACUGAAGGCUAACUACAUUACCACCCAUUCUCUCCUUCCUCUGCCAUUGGACUGAAGGCUAACUACAUUACCACCCAUUCUCUCCUUCCUCGCCCACUGGACUGAAGGCUAACUACAUUACCACCCAUUCUCUCCUUCCUCUGCCAUUGGACUGAAGGCUAACUACAUUACCACCCAUUCUCUCCUUCCUCGCCCACUGGACUGAAGGCUAACUACAUUACCACCCAUUCUCUCCUUCCUCUGCCAUUGGACUGAAGGCUAACUACA
Molecule: messenger RNA, 3442 nt
Organism: Oncorhynchus gorbuscha (pink salmon)
Lineage: Eukaryota; Metazoa; Chordata; Actinopteri; Salmoniformes; Salmonidae
Gene: gprin1
Product: G protein-regulated inducer of neurite outgrowth 1
Exons: 2
Coding region: 127-3132 (1001 amino acids)
Biological process (GO): neuron projection development
Cellular component (GO): plasma membrane
Source: RefSeq, a predicted model, not a curated record